CAAAUGACGGGAGCUAUGUCGCAGAGAAAUGUGUCACAAAGCCAUUCGAAAUGACUAUAAUAUUUCCGGGAAAAGGAUAUUUCUUGUGACGGAACUACGAACAUGAAGAUUGUGGUUAAAUCGCAGCAGUAUCAUCCUGAUAAUGCAGAAGAUGUUCAUGCGAUGAAGACAGAGAUCUUCUGAGGAUCAAAACGCAAUGGAACGGAAACCGUUUGGAGUCCAGCUCAAAACUACGGGGGUCAGCGUCACGCGGAACCUGAGUCACGUGACCAGCACCACCACAACCACCACCAUGUCGUCAACGCGGGCCAGCAUUCACACGCCGCUCAAACCGGCCAACGUCAAAGAUCUGAAGGCGAAGUUUGAUUCGUCUAAGAAGGAUGGCGGAACUCGGCCAACCGUGACCAAUGACUCCACUUCUUCUUUAUCUUCUUCUACUUCUGCUGCUGUUGCCAGUUCUGCGCCUAACUUGAAACCACGGGAGACAUCUGGUGUACAAAUUGUACGGGUUUCGUCGACGUCGUCAUCUUCAUCCGUAUCAUCACCCCCGACAACAAGAAGAACAAAAUUUAAUACGCAGACUUCAAGUGGGUCAUUAGGCGGUGGUACGAAAAGUGAUUCCACAGAGGACCUGUUGGCGAAGUACCGGUCUAACAGAACUGGUUUGUACCGGAAUGAACAGACGUCUGCCGAGAGCAAACAGAUGUCUGCUUUGAGCAAGCAGACGUCGGAUUCAAGUAGGCAGACGUCAUCGGAGACCAGGCAAACGUUUAUGGAGUUGAAAUCCAGCAGGACUAAAACCUCACUUCCUGGUGGUGAUGUCUCAGUGCCAAAAUUGAACCUCCGUCAGUUAUCGUCGGAUCAAAUGGAAAUUCUCUGUGGUUCUUCGUCGCCCCAAAGCGAUUCUCGGAAAUCUUCAGAGUCACCCCGAAGUGAUUCGAGGAAAUCUUCAGACUCCAGCCCCAGGAGCUCUGCAAGCAGCAGUCCGAGACUGAUCGGAAAAGUCAAACCAAAAUACUUUCCUUCUAGUCGCAGUAGCUCAGUUAAAUCGGAUAGCGGGCGGGUCGAGAUUCCGAUUGAGCAUCAACAAGGUGUGUCAAGUUCCGAUAGCGUCCCAAGUGCCAUUACAUCAUCUAGACAGUUCUUCACCAAAACCAGUGUCUCGGAAUCCCAGCCUCGGUAUGGGCAGGUGAUGGUCACCGAAGGACGAUUCAGAUCAAAUGGAACGAGUUCCAACCCAGAGUCGCCUCGUAAAAUUAACAUAAGUCCAAAGCAGUCGGUCGAUGGACCGAUUCCAUGGUCUGUGAAAACAGAUACGUUUCAUGUGGAAAGUUCUAAAGAAUUGUUAGAGUCUUCGGGAUGGUUGGAAAAGAAAAAUGCCAGAAAUAUAUUAAGUAAUUUUGUGAGUACGCAACGGUCGAUUAAAAGUGAUGAAAAAACAAGAGAGAUUCCUAUACAGAGAUUGAAAUCGGCUGACAAAGCAAAACAGGAAAAAACUGGUUUAUCCAGCAGUAAUGACACUCCGUCAAAGAGGCAGACCUCUUUUGAGAGUAAAACCACAUCUGUCCUGAAGAACAACAAAGAGUCCAAAAGAAGUAUCCAGAAGGUCCAGUUUGGUGCUACUUCAAAUGCUGGGGGAGUGAAAUCAAGCGUGCUAGUUUCCAAACAACAGAAACUUUCAGUCGAAAAGGCAUCCAGCGUCGACUCUCCCAAACUGUCGCCAAUAAACAGGAAGGCUGCAGUCUCGCGCAAGAUGAGUUCAGAGCGGUUUGAGCGACUCAAAUUCGACUUUGAGCGAGGGGUCGCGCCGAACGCACAGGAGCGGCGUGGGUCCGAAUCCACCGACCACCUAGAGUUAAAGAAGAAAGUGAACGAACUCGCAAAGGAGCCGCGAGAGGUUAAAAUCACCAAAAGCGAUUCGUUCAAGAGGAAAGAAGAGUCGAUAUUCGCCAGUGGGCUGAAGGUGUCAGACUUCGUCCAGCAGGUGAAUCAGCUGAAUCCGGAACCGCCAAAGAACGCCGGACGCAAGUGGAAGAACCAGCAGUCGAAGCUGAAGCGGUCGUCGGUGGUGAUAGAAGACGGGGUGGAGAACGAGUAUCUGGAGGUAUCCGACGGAGAUACGUCCGACACGUCGUUCAGCGAGGGGAUAUACGAGCUGGUGCCGGACAUGAAACCAUGCGAAGCUGAAGAUUUUGACAACAACACUGAGUCAGCAUUGACCAUCAGCCGCAGAAAGCGUUUCUUGAAAACAUUUGGUGAUCUCUUGAAGCAGAAGGGGGUGAAAAAGCCGAGUUUCAAGGUCCGUAACAAGUCGGAGUCUCUGUCACACAGUAAGAGACUGAGUCAGCGCUCGCUCAGCACUUCAGAUCUUCAGGACAACUCUGAGAAUCCCUCGGAAGGUGAUGAGGACUGGGAGACAGACAGUAACAGCACCACCUAUGAGCCGGUCGAUGACGAGAAUCUCUAUGAAGAAGCCGGCUUCAGCGACGAAGAGAAGGAGAAGAAGAAGAAGAAAAAGAAAGCGAAGGACGGAAGUUCCAUCGGACUCAAGCUCUCGGCCCAGGCCACCAGCGUGCUCAACCGAAUUGGCAACCGGCUGGUGAAGAUCGGCAAGAAUAAAGGUGACGGUGGUGGUUCAGCCGGGACCGAUUCCGAUGCCGACACGGUGGAUGAAGCGUUUGUUGAUGAUAUGGACAAGCCGUCGUCACUGUCGCGCAGUGGUAGUGAGCGGAGUAGCGGUCGUAGGAAACAGAAAGAUACAAGUGAGACGACCGUCCCUAAGACGUCCGGUGGAGAAACGUCAACAUCCCCACCAUCACUUCCGCCACCAAUGCCAAAAACCCGCACGUCGAAACCUGUCGCUCCGGAUCAAACCCCACCACUGCCACCACGAUCGUCCGUGAUCCUACAGCAACCCAUCGUGAAGAGUUCUCCCCCUUUACCUCCCCGAAAUGUGUCUUCCAGCGGCUUGGGCCUCGACACUGUGGUACCAGUGGAUCCAACAACCGAUGCAAAGAGAACGAGUAUCAUGAAGAAGGGAUCGUAUUUGUAUGGACAGGAGAUGAAGACGGACGACUCCACUGAUGGCGCAGAAGAAAAAGAACCCUACAUGGACUAUGAUCCAGCCUCUUCUGGCACCAUUUCCAAGAAGUCGUCGACUACCUCUUCCUACAUUUACCCCGACGCUGAAUCAUGGUGUAGUUACCCACUUGCCCCUUCAGAGGACAGUGGACUCUACCUUGAACUGGAUGACGAUCAGGUGUACGGCCAGCUGGGUCAGAACUUCACGACGACCUUUGAAUCAGAGCCUCUGUAUCAGUUUUAUACCAAGGACUACAUCCGCACCAGUCGCAAGUUGCAGAUGGACAAAUCCAUCGCAGAUGAGUCUGUUGUGGUGAAAAAAGGUAAAGCGUCUAAGUCAUCCAAAAAAGGCAAACAAAAGAAAAAAGAUGGUGGUAUCUACGAGGAUGUUGAGCAUGUAACCAAGGAUCUGGAACCACCGCAGGAAGACGAUGUGGAGGUAGAGAGUAAGAGUUCGGACGACUCGUCGCCCACCAAACACCUGACGAUGAUGGACAUGCUCGGCCACGGCGGCUCACUGCACCGCGCGCUCUGGUGCGAGAUGCCCGAGGUAAAGUCUGCUGGGACUCUGGACAAAAUAGAUGACCAAGAACGCAAGAUUCAGGAGGCGAUGUUUGAGAUUAUCACAUCAGAAGCGUCAUACCUGAAGAGUUUGAAUAUUCUCAUCAGCGUUUUUCUGAUGGCGCCCGAGUUCUCCUCGGAUCAUUCUGACCGGUGUGUCGUUACGAAACGAGAACGUCAGGUCUUAUUCUCAAACAUUGGUACUAUCCGAGAUGCCAGUGAAAGGUUUCUCUACGACUUGGAGUGUCGCUGGCAGGAGUCGUGUCUGAUGUCGAAUAUUUGCGACAUCGUUUUCAAACACUCGGAAGAAAACUUUGAGCCGUACGUGCGGUACACUAGUAACCAGGUCUUUCAGGAGAGAAUGUUGGAGAUGCUCAAGAAGAGAACGGAGUAUGUGGAAGCUGUGCGCCGACUGGAACAGAACCCUCAGUGUCAGAGUCUGCCGAUGUCGUCCUUCCUUCUCCUCCCCAUGCAGCGAAUCACACGUCUGCCUCUUCUCGUCGACUCCGUCUGUCACCGCCUGGAGCCCGGGACAGACAGACACACGGUCUCGCAGAAGGCUCUACAGUGCCUCAACAGGGUUGUGAAAAGAUGCAAUGAUGGUGCUAAGAAGAUGCAACAAACCGAACAGAUGUGUUUGUUAGUCAACCAUUUUGAUUUCAAGGUCAAGGAAAUCCCACUGGUUUCGGCGUCUCGGUACCUUGUCAAACAAGGGGAGCUAACUCGUAUUGUGAGUGACACAGGAAGUAGGAUUCCAUUUGGGAAGGCGUUCCGAGGGUCCACCAAACACAACAUCUGGCUGUUUCUCUUCAACGACAUCUUACUCAUCGCCAAGAAGAAAGGGACCAUGUUCUCGGUGACCGACUACUGUCAGAGGAACUCUCUACACGUGGAGAAGAUCGACAGCACGGAGAAGUGUCGCCACCUGCCACUAGGUAUCCCCAGUGGCUGCAAGAGUCUCUUCCUCAUGGUGAUCCUCGAGAACCACGAGAAGAAACAAGUCGAGAUGGUCUUGUCGUGUAAUUCGCCGAGUGAUCGGACUCGAUGGAUUGAUGCGGUUAACCCGGUCCGUUCUAAUGACGAGACUGAAAGAAUUUAUGAAGACUGGGACUGCCCACAGGGUCAGUGUAUACGGAAGUAUUCCGCUAGAGAACCAGAUGAACUCGGUCUUGAAGAGUCCGAUAUCGUCAAUGUGUACAAGAAAAUGUCCGACGGGUGGUACGAAGGGGAGAGAAUUCGUGAUGGAGAGCGCGGCUGGUUCCCUGCCUACUGUAUCGAGGAGAUCGUGAACUCCCACGUGCGCGCCCGGAACCUCCGCAUGCGAUACAGACUCCUGAUGGCCUCACAGAAUCUCACAGAGGCCAAUCGGAUGUCACACGCAUAGUCAGACGCUUUAGUCAGUAAUGAACAUACAAUGAAAUUGAGAAAUGGCAUCACAGAAUUUGACUAAGAGGCCAAUCGGAUGUCACAUGCAUAGUCAGCUAGUUUAAUGAACAACAGAGGUAUAAAGAAAUUGAGAAAUGGCAUCACAGAAUUUGACUAAGAGGCCAAUCUGAUGUCACAUGCAUAGUCAGAUGAUUUAAUGAAUAACAAGAGGUACCAAGAAAUUGAGAAAUGGCAACACAAGAUUUUACAAAAGUGUGCAAUGGAAUGUCCAAGACAUGAUAAAACUGUUUCAUUAACAAGAUUUAUAAAAGUUAACAUUUGAUGCCAGAGGAUCUGAGAGAGGGGCCAACAGAAUGUCCAAGACAUGAUAAAACUGUUUAAUUAACUAGUUAUAAAAGCUAAUAUUUGAUGCCAAAGCAUCUGAGAGAGGGGCCAAUGGCAUGUCCUAUGCAUGAUAAAACUGUUUAAUUAAAAACAGAGGAAGAAGGUAACAAGUAAUACUGCAGGAUCUGAUAAAGGCCAAUGGAAUGCUCCACCUGUGAAAAAAACACUUUUCAAUUAAUAACGAACAUAGAAAGUAACACUUGAAUUUACAGGAGCUGACAAAAGGCUAGUCGUAUGUCACACGCAUAAUCAAAAGUUGUUAAUUAAUUGACAACUUGGGUAGAAAUGAACACUCGUCAUCACAGGACCUUACAGAGGCCAGUUAAAUAUCAUGCAUAUCACCAAAGUGUUUUAAUUAACAACAGGGGUAGAAAUUAACACUCACCGAGUAGAAAACAUUAGAGACUAGCAGAAUUGGGUUUGUAAUUAGCAACAUUGAACAUUGGGGAUGGGGUCAUGGCCACUAUGUGCCUGCCUGUACCAUAGCCCAUGACUUGUAACGUUUAUAGGCUGCUAGUCCCCCUCCACAGCAAUGGAACUACUUCUAAGGCCUACCUUCCAUUAACACGAUUUGGCGAGUGUUUCCUAGUGCGAGUUUAUACAUACAGUGCAUUUACACAUCAUGCUGAAAGAAGGAAGGAAGGAAGGAAAUGUUUUAUUUAACAACACACUCAACACAUUUUAUUUAUGGUUAUAUAAUGCGUCGGACAUAUGGUUAAGGACCACACAGAUAUUGAUGGGC
Messenger RNA from Gigantopelta aegis, 6154 nucleotides. Its product is annotated as serine-rich adhesin for platelets-like. Gene Ontology annotation, biological process: activation of GTPase activity. The record is from RefSeq and is a predicted model, not a curated record. Lineage: Eukaryota; Metazoa; Mollusca; Gastropoda; Neomphalida; Peltospiridae. The transcript has 23 exons. Bases 197 to 5026 code for a protein of 1609 amino acids. Gene Ontology annotation, molecular function: protein binding; guanyl-nucleotide exchange factor activity.